CACAGAUCCUGCUGCUCGGGGAGGGGAAAAGAAACUUGGAAGAGAAGGAACUUACUCCGUGAUCCUCUUGGCCAGCUCGGUGCAGGCUGCCGUGGAGUUGGCCGAGAAGACCCGGUAGCCGCUUCUGGCUGCGUUCAUCGCCAGAGAGUCGUGCAGCCCCGGCGGAGCUCUGAAGUGAGAAAAAACAGAUUUGCGGCUUUUUCCUGUCCUUAUCCUGAUGGUUUUGCAGCCUCUGCUGACAGCGUUGCCUCUUUAUCUCCCGGUACUGGUCUUCACGGCUCUGCCAUCACCAAGCAACCAGCUGCACAGUCCCAUGAGCUCACCUUGUCUGCAUCGUGCUGCCCUGUGCUCCGUGAGAAGUGAAAGCGAAAAUGCAGUUGCUUUGUAAAGAAGGGAGAAGCUGCUGCUGCGCCUGUUCCUCUGGGAUCCAAGUGGCUUCUGCAUCUCCCGCGCAGGGCUCUGGAGGAGAAGCUGAAUGAACUGGGAGCUGGAAAGGCUGUUCGGGUGCAUGGACAGGGGAAGGGAACAGAAGCUUCCUCCGGCACAACUGACUCUGAGGGAGAUGACUGAGGGAAGAGCCUGGUGAGCCUGCCCUGGGAUCUGGGGAUCUAGGAGAGCACCCAACGCUGCUGGAGCUGAGCACCCAACACUGCUGGAGCUGAGCACCCAGGGCAGCCUGAUGGACUCUCCCCACUUCACGCUGUUGUGUUUCCUGCUUCUGACCACUGCAGCUCCCCGUCCAAAUCUUGCCAUGCCCAGUAACAACCCUGUGGAGGGCGCACAAGUCUCUUCCUUCAGCAAAACAUACGUGACCGUCUACCACUGUAAAGACUGUGAGAGCCACAUCUGCAAAUCAUCCAACUACGAAGACUUUGUAAAAAUUGGUGAAACACAAAAUGACACAUUUUCAAAUGAAAUAAUUCAGCUGGUGACCACUGAAACACAAAUCCUUAUGUGCUUUCAGCAAGAAAAUACUUCUCCUGGAGGAAUUUAUGCCAUCGUCUGGGAGAAAGCUGAAGGAAUGGGAGACUCAUGUGGCAUCCUGAAUUCUGGAGUUUCCUCAGAAAACAUGGGGGAUAACACCAUUAAAACGUGCUGUGUAGCAGAGACAAACCUCUCAGUGCCCAGCCCUUCCUUGGAGUGCUACGACGAAAUAUUAGCUAAGAAAGCCAGAAAAUCAACAGCCGACGUCCCUGAGGAGGAUGCUCCUCAAUUUUCAAUCAACGUUGGUAUCAUCACCACAGUGAUGAUCGUGGUGGUUUUUUCAGCAGCAGUGGCAACGUAUUGUGUCCGGAACCGCAAUUGUCAAGGACCUGUCUUAGUGCUCCAUCAGGUUCUUAAUGGGUAAGAGGUCCAGCAGGAGAUGGGACAGUCGCUGCUCUGAGGACUUCACACUUCAGAUUUCCAAACCUACAUACAGCCAGCUGAUUAUGAUUCUCUCUGAAAUCAACCUGUGCCUUUGAUGGCUUCACAGAUACUUUGCCUUCAAUUCCGCAGAUAAAAAAAACAAAUGGGCUCCUGACACAGGAAACCUCACACACAUUUGAAAAACACCUACAAAUGAGAAAACCAGGCCUCUUUGCCAGCAGCAUACUCUUCAGGAAUGACAUACAGCCUUCAGCUGAAUAAACACAUACUUAUUUUAUAGGGGAUCUCACGGUAGUUUUCACAAGUGUAUGUUCACCAAAUCCCUGUGUUCACUGAGGACUGUGAUUGCCACAGUCACGCAGCUCCAGACCUUCAUGAGCAAUGCAAGGAGCUGCCUGGAUCUCCCGUCCUCCCCUGGUGCUUCACCGAGGACACCAGUCAUCACAAAAUGUGUCAUUGGCUCAGCAGCUCAGGUUUAAACCAGCUGAAUUCUCUCAAUGGUUUUCAUGACUGAAACUAUCAGUUCAUCUGAAAUUCUUCACAGAACUUUAUCUUUGCUCAGGAAGGAUGUGUUGAACCCUCAGACAGGUGCUCACUUUGUGUCUUCCAUUUUGUAACGCAAUAGCAUGUCCACAGGCUUUCGUUUUUCUAACUCCCAGGUGGUCCCUAGAUCCAAAAAAGCAUUUUGUUCGUGUGACUGGUUUGUUGAAUUAGAGGGGUUUGGCCUUUUGAACAGACACUUGAACUUACAACCACCUGCAGGUUGAGGACGUCUCCUCUGGGUGUUCGUUCCUGUGCAAGGGUGAACAGGAGGGCUCUAUCCAGCUCCCUCAGAAACGGCGUUGGGUCGUGGAGGCCAUAGUCCCCUCCCAGGCUGAACAGAAGGAUCAUAUAAGUCUCCCUCACAAAUUAGGUCAUAAUACUGGCAAUUUUAGUGUAGGACACUUUCAGCAGUAACUCCAGUGGAUAGGAAAACAUAUUGACAUACCGGCUCUGUAUCUUUGUCAGAAAAGACUACAGUAUUUCUGCACCUGAAGAUAGGUUUAGGUAUCCUGCAUGCAGCCAGUUUGUGAUGGAUGCUGCACGGCAGGGAUCCCCAUUUGGUAGUUCACAGGCUGUAUAUCAUCUUCAAAUGAUUCAUCAUUCACGCUUGAUUUGAAUAAAUCCUCACAAUUUCUUAUUAGACCUAAUCUAGUGUCAGGCUUUUGAGCAAAAAUCAUCAGCAGCACAACUGGAAAAGCAGAUCCAUGAAACAGUACGAAUACUUGCUGAAUCUUUUUUACAUAGUUUACUUACUCAUAAACCUUUGGCUGAAACUUCCAGUGUUAUUUGAGAACUCACAUUGUAUUAACUUGAGGGAUCAGGUUUAAUGAUGUGCAGAUUUAAUUUCUGCUCUUUAACACCAGUUGGGGCCAGAGAGCUGGAUAUGUUUUGCAAAGAAAUGUUAUACAGCCACCUCUGCCCCGGGACGGUUACUUGGCUAAAUCAGCCAUCAGACACAAGUCACAGCUCGAUCCUUCUGGCUCACUCAAGCACGCUGCCCUUGAGAUCUCUUCUUCCUCCUGGUGAUUAUGCAGAUGUGAUAUUCAGAGGCAUCACUACCAACUGUUUCCCUUUGAUCCUCCUGAGUUGUGCUGUGCUGGUAAAUACCAUUCAUCAGACUUCCCCCAUCUCAGGAAAACGUGUCAGAAAUAGCUUUAUAGAUCUAGAGUGUUUGCUCUAAGCAACUGAAUUGUGUGGUUUUCUGUGAAUUUUCACAAGUAAAUCUAUCCAGGUAAAUAUCUGUUUAUGAAAUAAAAACCCAGUGAAAGUACUAGACAGUCUGAUUCACCAACUGCCAUGAUUUGACAGUUGUAAUUUCAUUUUAAUUAUUCUUGGUUUGUGUUAUUAUACUACUCACAAUAAAGCAUCAAAUUAAAAACUGGCCAUUCAUUGGCAA
Columba livia (rock pigeon) is the source of this 3307-nucleotide messenger RNA. RefSeq lists its product as uncharacterized. Lineage: Eukaryota; Metazoa; Chordata; Aves; Columbiformes; Columbidae. The transcript is spliced from 9 exons. The coding region runs from base 680 to 1348 and encodes 222 amino acids. The record is from RefSeq and is a predicted model, not a curated record.